Molecule: messenger RNA, 1136 nt
Organism: Glycine soja
Lineage: Eukaryota; Viridiplantae; Streptophyta; Magnoliopsida; Fabales; Fabaceae
Product: dof zinc finger protein DOF1.5-like
Exons: 2
Coding region: 282-776 (164 amino acids)
Biological process (GO): regulation of DNA-templated transcription
Molecular function (GO): DNA binding; DNA-binding transcription factor activity
Source: RefSeq, a predicted model, not a curated record
AAGAUGAUGGGCUAAGCUUUCUACUAGUUGUGCAGUACCCUCAGACGUUUCCUCUUUUUUCUUUAGUGUUGACAAGGCACUUUAUACCCCACCUAAGUAUAGUUUUUGGCGCGUACCACAUGGAUUUUAUGCCAUGGUUUAUGAUUGUACUAACUAACAAACACUUUUCACUUUAUAUAUCUCCCUAUAUGUAAAAGCACUUCCAUAAUACUAAUAUUUCCUCCCUCAACGCCAACCAAAACCUUCUCAGUUAAGAAUAACUCUCUCUCCCUCUCUCUGAAAUGGCCGAGGAGUCUCAAGGGAUUAAGCUGUUUGGUGCAAUGAUUACAUUGAACCGUGGGGAAGUAAACAAAGGAGAAAAGGGAAGCGAAUAUGAGAGGGUGGAGAAGAGAGCAGAGAAGAUAAUACCCUGUCCGAGAUGCAAGAGCAUGGAAACUAAGUUCUGUUACUUCAAUAACUACAACGUUAAUCAGCCAAGGCAUUUCUGCAAGAGCUGCCAGAGGUACUGGACGGCUGGUGGGGCCCUCCGAAACGUCGCGGUGGGCGCCGGUCGCCGGAAGGUUAAGUCACCGUGCCAUGGAGCCGGUGUCUAUGAAAGUACUUCUGAAGAUGAAAACAAGUUUGAGAUGGGUCAGGGACACGUUGCCAUGCCCAACACUGGUUUCCGGCAGAUUUUUCAGGCCAAGCGGCAGAGGAUCACCUCAGCAUCAAGGUCAAUAAAAUCAUCUACGAAAACACAACUUGGAAUUAUCAUGAAACAAGAAGAAAAGACCUGAGCAACGACGGACCAAAGCGUGCCUUGAGAAAUUAUGAUGUGAACACCUAAAAAAAUGCCGCGGCUAAUCAAUAUCGAUGAUGUUCGACUAUGAGAAGACGUGAGAUAUAUAUGCCGAGAUUAGUUUUUUCCUGGAAACUCAAGUCCAUUGUUCAUAAGCAGGUUAAUUUUAAGGCAUGAUAAUUGGUUAAGUGGGUUACACAUUAGCUGUGACAUGAUUGCGAUCCACGAAAUUGAUGUAUAUAUAUAUGCAGAUGCAGAUAUAGAUGAAAUGUUGGUCAAAGGACAAAGAGAUAUAGAAUUGAAAAAGUAAACAUCAAAACACGAAUAUUUGAGUGCAAAUUGUCGUUUAAGCAUUUAA